This is a messenger RNA of Siniperca chuatsi (mandarin fish), 1201 nucleotides long. RefSeq names its product E3 ubiquitin-protein ligase-like. The transcript is spliced from 2 exons. The record is from RefSeq and is a predicted model, not a curated record. Gene Ontology annotation, biological process: protein ubiquitination. Lineage: Eukaryota; Metazoa; Chordata; Actinopteri; Centrarchiformes; Sinipercidae. Bases 55 to 576 code for a protein of 173 amino acids. Gene Ontology annotation, molecular function: ubiquitin protein ligase activity.
UGGCAGCUCACUUGUGACCCACUGAGAGACAGUCCAGAUCCGAAACAAAGCAAGAUGUAUACAGAGCUUGAGUGCGGAAUUUGUUACCUGACCUACAACGCAGGUCGGCGGUGUCCCCGGGAGCUCCACUGCAAACACAGCUUCUGCGAGAGCUGCCUGCUGGCCCUCUCGCGAGCCCUGGGACCCGAUGAGACGCGUCUGGGAUCUGACAGAUCAAUCAUGUGCCCGCUGUGCCGACACACCACAUCCAUCUCCGGAGAGGGGAAGGUGGGAGCCGAGCUGAGGGUGGAUGAGUGCGUCCUGAAGCGGCUGCUAGCUGCGGGGAUCCUCGACCAGGAAGAAGAAGAAGAGGAGGACGGUCACGUUCAAGUCGGCAACGAAGAGGCGACGCUACCCGAGACUCCAGCCGAGGAGGGCGACUCCUUCCCGGGCUCCAGAGGUGGGAGGCUCCGGCGGUCUUGGAGCAAAUUUUGGCGGAAGAUUUGCGGGAAGAGCACGGGGCAGAGAGGCAGAGAAAACUAUAUGACCAAUGAUGACAUGAGGAACCUCGCCAUAAUGUCCUGCUACAUGUUUUAAGGAGUCUACUAGUGAUGGGAAUUACGGCUCCAUUCCUUUCCGAGAGCCGGCUCUUUCGGCUCCAAACGGCUCUUCAUUUAGUACCACUUCUGCUGGUCACUGCCUAGGUUACUUUCUUAUUUGUUGCAAGAAAUAAAUAUGCAUAUUCCGUGGGAUGUGUCAGUAACUAUCCUAGUUGUAUAACAAAAAUUACACCCUACUAAUGAAAUAGUAUGGUUAAUAAAAAAAUGACACAACUCUAUACAGACACCUACAGAAGCCCUAUAUUUCAGUUCCGACACAUCACUGGAAUCUACACCUUCAGAUACCCUGGAUAAUGUGAUACUAUUUUUAUUUUCAAUGGUUCUACUGCGCAACAUGGACUUGAUGAUGAUGAUCAACCUUGCUGGCAAGACACAUGGACACAGUCAGCCAUGAUUUAAGUUUUUCAGCUUCCUGAAUGCUUGUUUAAAUGAUGACCACUAUGUAGCUGUUGCGCUCAAAUGAGGAAAAAAUGGGAAAGUGGCCCAUUUUAGGCCUAUUACUGCACUAAUGUAUGUAAUAUUUAUUCUUUUAAUGAAUGUAUUUAUUUUGAAAUAUUUGUUACAUAUUUAAGGAAGAAUAAAAGAGUUCUGGUUUCAACUCA